AUUUUUAUCUUAAUUCUAUUUCUUCAUCAGUUCCUUCCCUACUAGAGAGAGAGAGAGAGAGAGAGAGAGCCGCAACCUAAACCCUAAACUGGAAAACAGCCGCACCCUAAACCCGAAACUCGACACAGCGGCACCCGAGAGAGAGAGAGAGAGGACUGAAGGAAUCAGAGCAACGUUCAGCUUCGAUUUCCCCUCUUGCUGUGCAGGCCUCAUAUUCGUUCUCUUUUGCGUUUUGUUGAAUUUUGAGUUUGUUCUCAGAACAAUGGCGGAAAGCAAGGCUGUGACGAUUCGCACAAGGAAGUUCAUGACCAACAGGCUUUUGUCCAGGAAGCAGUUCGUAAUUGACGUUCUGCAUCCAGGAAGAGCUAAUGUUUCCAAAGCUGAGCUGAAGGAGAAAUUGGCGAGUAUGUACGAAGUGAGAGAUCCGAAUGCCAUAUUUGUAUUCAAGUUCAGAACUCAUUUUGGAGGCGGGAAGUCGACUGGGUUUGGGCUGAUUUACGAUUCAGUUGAGAAUGCGAAGAAGUACGAGCCCAAGUACAGGCUCAUCAGGAACGGACUGGAUACUAAAGUGGAGAAGUCAAGGAAGCAGAUGAAGGAAAGGAAGAACAGGGCUAAGAAAAUUAGGGGUGUAAAGAAGGUAAUAAAGGAGCUUGCUUCUGCAGUUCCGUUUCUUCAUACUUUAUAAUUUGCCACUCAUGCAAUUGUUGCUGUUCAAUGCGUGCAGACCAAGGCCGGAGAUGCUGCCAAGGGUAAGAAGAAGUGAGAUUUUAGAGAAGGUGCACUGAUUUUGUGGAUUCACAGGACAGCUCUGCCCUAAAGCCAUUUAUCAUUUUUCUUGUCACAUUUUACGCAUAGAAUGAAGUGUUGAAAUUUCCAUUGAGGAGCAUUAUCUGGUAUAAUUGUUGAAUUCUGAACCUAAACCAGUUGAGGUAAUCCUAUCAUGUGGGGAAUUUUUCAUUGUAUCGCUGGACAAAGUUAAAACAAUUUUGGCAAUUUGACUUCA
This is a messenger RNA of Malania oleifera, 1003 nucleotides long. RefSeq names its product small ribosomal subunit protein eS24z. Gene Ontology annotation, cellular component: ribosome. NCBI's taxonomy places the organism in Eukaryota, Viridiplantae, Streptophyta, Magnoliopsida, Santalales, Ximeniaceae. The transcript has 4 exons. Bases 263 to 685 code for a protein of 140 amino acids. The record is from RefSeq and is a predicted model, not a curated record. Gene Ontology annotation, biological process: translation. Gene Ontology annotation, molecular function: structural constituent of ribosome.